This is a messenger RNA of Sphaerodactylus townsendi, 3472 nucleotides long. It is a transcript of the gene MARCHF7, whose product is annotated as membrane associated ring-CH-type finger 7. Lineage: Eukaryota; Metazoa; Chordata; Lepidosauria; Squamata; Sphaerodactylidae. The transcript is spliced from 12 exons. Gene Ontology annotation, molecular function: zinc ion binding; ubiquitin binding; ubiquitin conjugating enzyme binding. The coding region runs from base 436 to 2664 and encodes 742 amino acids. Gene Ontology annotation, biological process: protein autoubiquitination. Gene Ontology annotation, cellular component: nucleus. The record is from RefSeq and is a predicted model, not a curated record.
GUUUGUUCCCCCCCCCACUCGUCGUUCCAGCCUCAGAUAAGGUUGGGGUGAGGCGUUAUCGUUUGUCCUCGCGAGAAGCGGCUGAGAUGCGGGCUGCGAUUGGCGGGCAGCGCUGGGCAGCUCCUGCUUUCCCUGCCGUCCCUGCAGCGGCCACCAUUGACGGCUGAGCCAGCGAGCGAUCAGCUGGAGGAGGAAGUGGACGCCGACACGGAGAGCGGCCAUUAGAUUGUUAGAUUUCUGAGGCCACUCAGAAGUUGAUAUUUCCUCUACGGUGAUUCAGCCAAAUGAAUCAGCUCAUCUUGGAGUCCUGUUGGAUGACAGCAGCGAAGGAUCUGAACUUGAUCAAACAAACCUGUAGGCAGGGGUGAUCGGAUGUGCAUGAACUUCAGGAAGCAUUUAACACCUUUGAAAGGUUCUUAGAGGAACUUGGCUGUCAUGGGUAUUCCAAGAAUGGAAUCGAAGCCUUCCAGAAUUCCACGGAGGGUGUCCACUCAGCCAUUGAAUUCUCAAAUCACUCGGACCGGUGCUGGAAGCGGAGGAACCAGUUUUUCUGACUCAUAUCGUGCAAGAGACUCUUCACUGAGAGUGGAACCUGCAUGCCAGGAAUCUAGCCGGUUGCACAGUUCCAGUAGAGACUGGACAGCUGGAGAAAGAGAAGCCUAUGAAAGCCCCUGGAAGCUUCCAACUUCUUCUCCAACUCGCUACUCAGGGACACUUGACCGCCAGUGGUCUGGAAGAUUUUUGGGAAGCAGAAACAGAUUGUCUACAUCAUCGUCUUCUCCUCUUGCCUCGUCUUGGUUGGGUGAAUCUGAAAGAACUCAGGGAGCAUAUUCUUCAAGGCUGCAAAACCAGCAACAGGACAGCGAUUCUAAGAGACCGAAACUUUCUUAUACAUCUACCUCUGGUGUGAGAAGAAAUGGCUUAAACUCAGUUUCAGAUUCCCCGUGGAGGUAUGGCAGCGUGCCCAGAUCUUCAACUAUGGUACUUGGAUCGUUAGGAAGUGAACUUGUGAGAGAGAGGAGAGAGCUGGAAAGAACAGACCCAUCCAUUGGCAGUCUUGUGGAUUACAGAGUCAGGACUAGUGACUUCCCAUCUUCAUCGUAUCUUCAGGAAAGAUCUUCUGCUUCAUAUGCACAAGGAGCAAGACCAAAAGACAACUCAUUGAGCUCUUUGAGGCUGAACACGUCCAUGAACCGCCAGUUGCCUUCUGAACAUCAGUCGUCAUUACUGUCGAGAGACCAUAGCUGGAGUUCAAGAUCUAACUAUGCCCCAAGAGAAGCAGAAUCUUCAGACAGGAAUAUGCAGCCAGAGUUUACCCAUGGUGCCAUGAGAAGCGGAGCCAGUUCCUCUAGCAGUUCUGAAAGGAUCACACAGUCCCAAAGAUCACUAAGUGAGCCUCCUGGAGAUACGGAAGGAAGACGAACCACUCGGCAGUUGCUGUCUCGUUUGGCUUCUAGCAUGUCCUCCACAUUCUUCUCAAGAAGGUCUAGUCAGGAUUCUUUGACUUCCAGGCAGUUAGGUCCUGAAGAUGCAUCUGCUAACACAGCUGAAGGCACAGAAGCUCAGAUUCCUGAAGUUUCUCAGGGAUUUAGCUUUCUUAGGAGACGGGGGGGCCUGCCGGGUGUUUCGCCUAAUCCUAGUUCCGAUUCAGAAGCGGAGAGUUACAGACAUGAGUCUGAAAGUAGGAAUGCAGGAUCCUGGCUGUCGUUGUCUCUACGGAGGAGGUGCACGCCGUUGUUUUCCAGAAGGAGGAGAGAAGGAAGAGAUGAAACUGCAAGAAGCGCUACCUCUGAAACACCAGCUAGACCACUGCACCUUUUUAGGAGGAGAGAAUCAGGUGGUGAAACGACUCCUGAAGAACAGCGUGAUUCCCUCAGACCUUCUGCUAGGCCACCAACGCCUGUAGUACCACACAGUGCUGCAUCCACCUCUCUGCCAGAUUCAGGGCACAGCAGAAGAAAUUCAGGAAUGUCAGGAAUACUUCCUGGUUCUUUCUUGCGGUUUGCAGUGCCGCCGACCCUGGGGAGCAAUUUAUCUGACAAUGUCAUGAUCACCGUAGACAUUAUUCCAUCUGGCUGGAAUCAGUCUGAUGGGCAAGAUAGCGACAAGUCCAAAGUACCUCCUUCCAGAGAUCCUGAAAGGCUUCAGAAGAUUAAAGAGAGCCUUCUUUCAGAGGAUUCUGAUGAGGAAGAAGGGGACUUGUGUAGGAUAUGUCAGAUGUCAUCUACAUCCCCCACUAACCCUUUAAUAGAGCCAUGCAAAUGCACAGGAAGUCUACGAUACGUUCAUCAGGAGUGUAUGAAGAAGUGGCUACAAUCCAAGAUUAAUUCUGGUUCUUCAUUGGAAGCAGUAACUACUUGUGAACUGUGCAAAGAGAAGUUGCACCUUGAUAUUGACGAUUUUGAUAUCCACGAGCUUCAUAGAGCGCAUGCAAGUGAACAAGCAGACUAUGAGUUCAUCAGUUCUGGGCUUUACCUUGUAGUGUUGCUACACUUGUGCGAACAGCGCUUUUCAGAUAUGCUGGGAACUACCAGUGAGGCCAACACUCGUGUGCGGUUUAUUAAUCUUGCAAGAACUCUUCAGGCACACAUGGAUGAUAUUGAAACAGCUUCAGACGACGACUCCGAAGACGGGGAUCUUGGUAGAACGCUCGAUGCUGCCUAAAUGCAACCGGAAGCUGGAUGGGCAACCGACCCUUGCCCCCGUCAGUAUGCAUGUCUUUAGUAAGGCACACUGACUACUGUUAGGGGUUUCAGAAACCUGAUGUUGCACACUGAAAGCUUCGAGACCUGAACACUUGGUCUGCAGAAGGGAGUUGUUUCUCCGUUGAGAUUAUAACAUGUAUGCCUUUUUCUAAAAGACUAGAUUCUUAUCUGGUAAGAAACAUGAUUUUUUUUCUUUUGUAUAAACUUCUUACUGUCAGUUAAACUUCUGGUAACUGUUUCUCACGUUUGCUCUUCUACUGGCACUAAGUGGUAAUGUUAAAUACAUUUUGCACGUCACGGUGGGAAAAGAUAUUUCUGUUCUUGCUCUCCAUUUUGAAAACACCUUUGGCAAAGUCUUAUUGUUUUGAUUCCAGUGUUUACACCAUAGGAUGACUGAGGGGAAUGCACGGGUUCUGUAAAGUUUAGUGUUAGGUUUCUAUCUUUUCCGUGAGGAACAUUUAACUCAAAAGCAAUAACUUGCAAGGGGCUAUUACUAAGUGUUACUGAUGGCUUUUUAUAAGUACUGAUUUCAAAACUGUGGAUUAUAUUUGAUAUUAUGUAGCUGUUCCAAUGAAGAAUUACAGUUAAGUAAACACACUUGCAUUUCAGCAUUCCUGGUGGGAAUACAACUUAUGGUUUAAAAUCUUAACUGGGCUAUUUAUCUUAAUGAACCUUUUCUAGAACCCGCAUCCACUUCUGAAGCACUGGUUAUGAACGUGUUUUCUAGUGUUGUCAUUUGUUUGGUAAAUAAAAUAUGAUGCAAAUUA